CUCAGUAUUAUUUAUUCUUCCAAACCCUGGGCCCCGAGCAGUGCUACAGGAACACCACAGCUCGCGUCCCGUAAGAUGUCAGGUACAGAUGAGCACCGCACAGCCUGUGAGAAAGGCACCUUGGCGUUUGAGGCUGGUGCUCCAACACAGACACGUUGGAACUGCUACUCUUUUCUAUCGUGAAUCCCGAUGUCAGGCUCUGUAGUCAUGUUUUUGUACAUCUCUUACCUUAAAAAGUUAUUCCUGGGGUAUAACAGCAGCUGUGAGAAUCUCCCCCACCCCCAAAGAUUGCCAGUGCCCCACUAGUUUCAUUUUAGAACGCCAGCUCCUUUGUCAUUUCUACCUCUCAGGAACUCAGAAUCAAAACCCCCAACAAAACGUAGAUAGAUGCCUUCAUAAAUGCUAAUGGUAUUCUCCUUUCAGUCUCCAGAGUAGAGUUCGAUUUUGCUUUUAGAAUAAUAUUGCCCUCCUGUGGUCAAACAACAGUAACUCCGGGAACUAUUGCCAGAGGUCUGCAUGCUCGUCCUUCAAACAUGCUGACUUACUUUAUGUGCAGAUACAAUUCAGUGAAACACAAGUCUUCUCUCAGAUUACUUGCUCCCACUGUUCACCGUUACAGGUUUAGCCGUCUAACCUGAUUCACCCCUUCAUGCUGUGAUGGGAUCGGCUCAUCGGGAUGAUUCACCCAUGUUACUUUGAUACGGAGGCAGGAUUUUCACACCAGUGUCUGGGGACUCUCAACACAAGACACCUUUGUUGCUUCUGAGGCCUCGGGGUCAGCUGCACGAUUGCAGGUACCACCAUAACCUGCACAAUACAAACAGACCUGUGCUUGCUCAGGUGAGUGCUUGUGAAUUUUAGAGAGAUGCUUCUGGAAACAACACUGCUCAGGCUACAUUCCCCAUCAAAGGCAAAGAGAUGCUGUUGACACCUUCCUGCACCUGAAACGCUUGGGAUGUGUGAUUGCGUUGGCCUGCAGCAAGCGCAAUUGCUCCAGCUUCAAGAAAACCACAAGCCCAUGAUGCAAACCCUUGAACAACCCUCUAACCACAGCACCUGGAAUGGCUCAGCUCUGCCCAGCGAUGGCAGGCCUGGCUCCUAGAAGGGAAUAUUUUUCUGGCUUUCAGAUACAUGCCAUGGAGCAAGGUGCUGGUUCAUUUUUCUCACUGCAUGGGCAUGGCCAGCUCAUUUGUUCACCGUUUUCUUUCCCCAGUGUGACUCCAAGUUUAUGGCUCAGACUGCACCCCCCUGUGUCCAUGCUUUUGGUCUCAUGCCACCAUCCAAUUUACCUGGCAGCUUACCACAUUUCUGCCCCCAGUGCUGAUCGUUUCUGUCUCCUUCUGGCUUUGGCUCCUUGCCUGCAGAAUUGCUUUAAUUAAAAAGUUAAUGAAAGGUAAUGCAAACGAGCACUUUGCCUGUAUUUUAUCAGAGUCCAGCUCCUCUCCCUCCCUCUUUCCCAGAGAAAGUGAAAAUGAGGAGCUGGGGGUUUGCUGCUUUUUGUGGUGAGUUAACAGUGCAGGCUUAGGAGGAGCCCUAUGAAGAACGAUUUCUAAUGGUAAUGCAUGCAAGCAAGUAUGUAGAUGGAGAACAUUAUUCAUCAAUGAAAGCUGAAGAAGUUUCCAUUUAAAGGGGAUUAAUCUAAAUCCCUUAUAGUAUUCCUGCUCUCUUUGGAACAGGCAAUUCUCAGCAUCAUUUUUCUCCCAACUUUUCAAAAGACUAUCUAUACCCAAACUCCAAAUUAUUCUGAGCAGGGACAAAGGGAAGGUAUAAACCUGAGUGCCACUGGUGCCUAUAGUAUGCCACGUUCUAUCCAUAUAGAAGAGGACUCAUUCAUCCCUAUGUGAUUUCCCUGAGAAACCAGGGAACAAAUAUUAGUGCGUGAAGGCACAGGAGCCACAUCAUGAGCCCCUUCUCCCAGCCCAGAUUCUUCCCAUCCAGCAGUGGGAAGAGGAAAAUGCAGGGAUGUGAGGAUGUAAUUUCUCCAUGUGCAAUACAGAGCAGCUAACCAGCAAUAACAUAAAUUCUAGACUCACUAUCCUGGAGGUAGCUCAAGAGCUGCCAUUUGGGUUAUCUUUCUUUCCAAGGCUGCCUGUGCUUUGGUGUGGGGUGAUGUUCAGUUCCCUUGAUUUUUGUUUUUAAAGCCCUAGAGAAAUGACUAGGAGUUUUAAUUUUUGUUAAUAUCUACAGUGGAUUUCAUAGCACUGAUUUAUAGCUGGUCCCUGGUGAUGUUCAGUACCCAGUGCCUGAGACUGUAUAAAUAAAUUACAUAAAAAUGGAUUUGUGGCAUCAUUAGCAGCACCCCCAUUCCAAGGGGAGCCUCCAGUGAGCCUGUGUGUCUAAUCAAAGCUGACAAGGAGCAGAGUUACACACUGAGACCUCCAGAGCUAAUGGGCCUGUGCCAGAUUCAGCUCCCUGUUGUGUUGGUGUAAAGUCAGGUAACUUCUGACUGCAAGGGGGUUUUACACCAGAUUUACUCUACGUUUACACCCAUGCACCAUGAUCAGCAUCAGGCAGCAUGCUGUAAAAUCCUUAAGAGCAAUAGAAAGACGCAUGCUGACUUCAACAGGCUCUGGAUCAGGCCUUGAUGGUUAAAAUAUAAUCUGAGUUCAGAGUGCAGAAAAGAAAUUACAUGCCUGCUAUUGUAGUGAAACGCUUUCCAGAGCAAGCAUUAGCAGUACGCACACGAGUGCCAGAUGAAUUAAGCUGGCAUUUCUUUUUCUCAGCUCCAGAGGGGAGGAUUGCUUUUAAACAACUCACGCCUGCUGUGUCGUGUCUGGAGUCGGAGCUGAGCGGAGCCACCGGCAGGGCACGUGUGACAGGAGCCGCAGUUGCAGGUUGGAGGGUGUCAGCGGCCCCAGCUCUUAAAGCCUCGCCAGCAUUGGCAGAACGUGUCGUGUCCAAGCCUACCUCACUGAGCAGAUUGACUCACCCUGGCCACCUGUGCACCAUGUCCCUCCGUGAGCAUGCACUGACCCUCUUCUGCAGUGCAGUGGGCACUGUCCGGCCGGCUCCGAUGCUGAAGAGGGCUCUGAAGCUCCAGCAAGAUGGGUGCCCUCAGCUGCUGGUGAAGGGCAGGGCCUUCCCAGUGAAGAGGAACCUGUACCUGGUAGGUUUUGGCAAAGCUGUGCUGGGGAUGGCUGCGGCAGCAGAAGAGAUCCUGGGAGAUCACCUCGUUCGGGGGAUCAUCAAUGUGCCACUGGGCAUCCAGGAGAGUCUGCAGCGAGCAGGAAUGCAAGAGAUGCUGCUGAAGCCACACAGCAAAAUCCAGGUCAUCGAAGGUGCCAAGAACAACCUCCCGGACGCAGAGGCUCUGAAGGGAGCACUUGCCAUCCAGGAACUGGCAGAGGGUCUGGCUGCAGAUGACCUGCUCCUUGUGCUCAUCUCAGGGGGUGGGUCAGCCCUACUGCCUGCUCCCAUCCCUCCCAUCCUCCUCAAAGAGAAGGAGAAACUCACAAAGAUGCUGGCUUCCCGAGGAGCUGCCAUACAAGAGCUGAACAUUGUCCGGAAGACUCUGUCCUUGCUGAAGGGUGGAGGGCUUGCCCGGCUCUCAUAUCCUGCACAGGUGGUGAGCCUCAUCCUUUCUGAUGUGAUCGGUGACCCCCUGGACAUCAUAGCAAGCGGCCCCACUGCUGCCAGCUCCCACACUGUCCAAGACUGCCUUCAGAUACUCACCAAAUACAACGUGCUGCACAGUCUGCCCAGGUCAGUGGAAGCGGUCCUGUCCAGCUCUCCCACCAAGCCCACUGCUCCAGAAGACUUCUCCCACGUUUGCAACUUCAUCAUCGGGUCAAACAGGCUGGCUCUAGACGAGGCCAAACGCCAAGCUGAGGGCCUGGGCUACACCACACUGGUUCUGAGCGCAGCAGUCUGCGGGGACGUUGGCCGCGUUGCCACGCUGUACUGCCAGCUCAUCCAGCUGCUCUGCCUGGGCUGUGCCGGCCUCGGAGAAGGGCCCCAGAGUGAUGAGGUGAGGAGGGAUCUCCUGCAGCUGGUGGCAGAGCUCCAGAUCCCAGGUCUGAACCUUGCUGAAUUUCUACAGGCCCUGCGAGGAUUAGGGUCUAAAACACCAGUGUGCAUCCUGGCCGGCGGAGAAACCACAGUCCAGCUCCAAGGAACCGGCAAGGGAGGGAGGAACCAGGAGCUGGUCCUGCGCGUGGGGCUGGGGCUGCACAAGGCACGGGCCGUGGAAGCCAGGAGCUCCCCAGGGAGCUGUGAGAUCUUCUUCCUCAGCGGUGGAACGGACGGGCAGGACGGGCCGACGGAGGCAGCCGGAGCUUUCUGCACCCCAGAGCUGGUGACUGAGGCAUCGCAGGAGGGCCUUGAUGUGGAGGCUUUCCUUAGCAGCAACGACUCCUAUGCCUUCUUCAGCCAGUUCCAAGGUGGACAUCACCUCCUGGUGACAGGAUUGACAGGCACCAAUGUCAUGGACAUCCAGGCCAUUUUAAUUAGAGCCAUGGAAUGAUCCUGAGAGGUCCCUCUGCAGCUAUCCAGAUGCAUUUAAUUAGGACCCGGGGUAAAGGAAGGCAUCAACACUGCAGACAAAUGUAAACUACUUAAAUUAGGGCUUGCUUUUGAGGGUGCUACUGUCUUUGACAGAAAUAGUCCACUAAUUAGACACAGGAGUGGACAUCCACAGCAAAAGCAAGCACUUGUAAUUAGAAUCAGAGGGAGAUAAGAGGUCACAUUACAGACGUAGAGGCCGGAUUUAACACUACUGCUGAGAGCCACCACACUUGUGACUGCUUCAACUGUAGUUAAAUGAUGUGAGGAAAUGAAGGCCAUGGUAGGGCUGCCAGGGAGAGCCCUCACAGCGGCUGUUGCACCUCAAGAGCAGCUCAGCAGCGGGCUUAUGCAGUUUCACAGGAGUGCGUUACAGAGACCAAAAGAUGUAAAAGCAGUGGCAAAGCCUGCCCAGCUCAAGGCAAGGAGGUGCUGGGGAACAUGGUGGGAAGGGGACACCCAGCACCCACUCCAGUGCGCUGCAGCUUCUCCCACACCAGCAUACCUCAGCAGAGACCUCAAGCCCAGCAUGAUGCACACCAGUGUAGCUAAGGGGCACAUUGGCAGAGAAGUGCUUGGUGCCGGACCCAUGACACAAGCAGUGCCCAGGACAGUGACAGAGGGUGGUCUACCUUCACUGUGCAGCAUAAGGAUGGGGAUGGCUGAUUUGCAGCAGCAAGCCAGCUGAGUGGGGUCCUCCUCUUCCAGCCUCCUUCCCUCUGCAGGAACAUCAUCCCUGCUGAUCCCUGGUGGGAGUUUCCGUGCCAGCAGCAUGUGUGCUGUGAGCUUCCACGGUGUUGUUUUCCAACUGCCUAGAAAACAGUCAUGCACCCAGUCUGAGCCACUGACCUUUCUCCUGUGCCGAGGCAGAAGUCGCUGUCACUCUGAUUAACUCUGCUAAUUCCACAGAACAAAAGGCAAGGAAACCUUCAUGCUCAGCUCUCCUGACCCAUGCUGCUGAGCUGAUCAAAGGGCAAAGCUGCUGGAGCUGUGCUCUGACAGGGAGCCGCUCCCCCGCAUGUAUGAGGAUGAGGUGUUUAUCACAGUUCCAUCACCUACUGCAGCACAUAUGUGGGAGAGCAGAGAUGAGCUGGGUUUCCCAGGACAUGGAGCCUGCAGUGGGACGGGAUUUCAGAAGGGUUCUGCCUGUAGCAACAGGCACGGGGAUGGUUUUGGCUGGAUAUUCAAAGGACUUCAGCCCAGCAGCCGGUAUGACCCAACAUGUCCGACUGAAUGUCUGCCUGAUUGUUACAGAGCCUAAGUAGAAGCUGAGCUCCUUUGAAAAUCCAGCCCUAAUUUAAUAGGACACGCUUGACUCAGACUCUUUCCAGACUCUCUGUGGCUGAUCUCAUCUCGUGACAUAAAAACACUGUUGCACCAACAUCGUGAGUCGUGGUGUCUCACUGCAGUCGUUCUGCGCCCUGCUCCAAGAUGGAUCAGAGGGUGGAUUUGGGAAGGAUGCAACACCUCCUGCUUUGGUUUUGAAGCCAGUCUCCAACAAGUAGGGAUAUCAGCAGGACCACCAUGGGGCCUGGUAUCAAUGCCAGGCUGGCAGCUGGACUGUCUGGGCCACAGCCCAGAGGCAGUGUCAAGGCACAGGCCUGGAGAUUUCAAAACCCCGGUCUUAUCCCGGUGGGUUAAACUCAUCCACACGUCUCAUUUGUCCUGUGAGUCUGCAGGUCUUCUGUAACAUGCCUGAACUUGCUCAUGCUGGCAAACAGCUUUGAGAUCUGCUGGGGAAAGCCUGCCAAGUGUUAUAGAGCUCACAGUGCCCCUGCGAUGUCAGGUGGUGGUUGCACAGGAGAAGGUGCUUUGUGCUGUGUGUUUUAGUCCAGAGGUUGCUGGCAGGUCACCUCCUCCAUGCCCAGCAUGCCAGCACUGUGGGGCACUAACAUGUGCACUGAUACAGCAAAAAAACACUAGCUGCAGCCAGGAUAACAGGCUAAAGCUGGCUCCAAAAUGUUGUUAAUGCUUCCUGUCCAGUUCUGCUCCAGUGAAGUCCAGUGUGACUCCAGUUUUGGGCUGGCAUGCCUGGCGCAAGGGUCGCUGGCAUCUCCAGCCAGCCUAGGUACACUGCCACAGGGGCACCAUACCCUGUGCUCUGCACCCUGCCUCAUUGCUGAGCACUGUGCUAGUCCUUGGAGCUGCUGCUUGUGCUGCAUCUCUUGUCAAGUCCGUAAGACCUUGGGCUCCCAUUUGCUGGCUUCUCCUGGGAAAUGCCUACCACAUGUACCCUGUCCUUCCCUUCAGAACAGUGGCUUUUCACUAGUGAUUAAAAGGAGUUUGUGCUGGGGAGGAAGGCAGGCUAAUAAGAGGUUUGUUGAAAGGA
This is a messenger RNA of Pezoporus flaviventris, 6829 nucleotides long. It is a transcript of the gene GLYCTK, whose product is annotated as glycerate kinase. Gene Ontology annotation, biological process: protein phosphorylation. The record is from RefSeq and is a predicted model, not a curated record. Lineage: Eukaryota; Metazoa; Chordata; Aves; Psittaciformes; Psittacidae. Gene Ontology annotation, cellular component: cytoplasm. The transcript has 8 exons. The coding region runs from base 2630 to 4462 and encodes 610 amino acids. Gene Ontology annotation, molecular function: glycerate kinase activity.